This is a messenger RNA of Dryobates pubescens (Downy woodpecker), 2453 nucleotides long. RefSeq names its product cyclin and CBS domain divalent metal cation transport mediator 4 (gene CNNM4). Gene Ontology annotation, cellular component: plasma membrane. Gene Ontology annotation, molecular function: sodium ion transmembrane transporter activity; magnesium ion transmembrane transporter activity. Gene Ontology annotation, biological process: magnesium ion homeostasis; magnesium ion transport. Bases 1 to 2406 code for a protein of 801 amino acids. The transcript has 7 exons. Lineage: Eukaryota; Metazoa; Chordata; Aves; Piciformes; Picidae. The record is from RefSeq and is a predicted model, not a curated record.
AUGGCGCCUGGCGGCGGGCGGCGGCGCAGCGGCGGCGGCGGCGGCGGCAGCGGGCCCGGGCCGGGCCCCGGGGGGGGCGGCGGCGGCGGGGGGGGGUUCCCGUUGCCGUCUCCUCCCCCGCUGCUGCCGCCGUUGCUGCUGCUGCUGGCACUGCCCAGCGGGGCCGUGCCGUCGGGGGACAGCGUGAUCCUGGGCAUGAGGCUGGAGGAGAGCACGAAGCCGCCGGCGGGAGCCCCGACCCGCGGCCCCAUCCGUGUGACGGAAGGCAGCGAGGUCUUGCUGCGGCUCUACGGGCGCGGCCUCGGGCCCCGCAUCGGCGAGCGGGUGGCGUUCGCCGAGCUGCUGAGCGCCGCCGGGAACUCCUCGGUGGCCAACGGCACCUGCCCGGAGCGCUCCCAGGACCUGCUGGUCCAGCCCGGCCCCACCGAGGCCAGCGACACCUCGGCGCUGCUGAGGGUCCGCGUCCAGCCCCUGCGCAAGGACGAGCAGGCCAAGACCUACGUGCUGUGCACCCAGCAGCAAGCCGGCCAAGCCUGGCUGCCCCACCAAGGCCCCGACGGCUGGAUCGUGGUGCUGGAGGAGAAGAAGUCGCUGCUGCCCCUCUGGCUGCAGGUGAUCCUGAUCGCCCUGCUGCUGGUGCUCUCGGGGAUGUUCAGCGGCCUCAACCUGGGGCUGAUGGCCCUGGACCCCAUGGAGCUGCGCAUCGUGCAGAACUGCGGCACCGAGAAGGAGAAGCGCUACGCCCGCAAGAUCGAGCCCAUCCGCCGUAAGGGGAACUACCUGCUCUGCUCCCUGCUGCUGGGGAACGUCUUGGUGAACACCACCCUCACCAUCCUCCUGGAUGACCUCAUCGGCUCCGGCAUCGGCGCCGUGGUCGCUUCCACCAUCGGCAUCGUCAUCUUCGGGGAGAUCGUGCCCCAGGCCCUCUGCUCCCGCCACGGCUUGGCCGUGGGCGCCAACACCAUCGUGGUCACCAAGUUCUUCAUGCUGGUGACCUUCCCCCUCUCCUACCCCAUCAGCAAGCUCCUCGACUGCAUCCUGGGCCAGGAGAUCGGCACCGUCUACAACCGCGAGAAGCUGGUGGAGAUGCUGAAGGUGACGGAGCCUUACAACGACCUGGUGAGGGAGGAGCUCAACAUGAUCCAGGGGGCCCUGGAGCUGCGCACCAAGACGGUGGAGGACGUGAUGACCCCCUUGCAGAACUGCUUCAUGAUCAGCAGCGAUGCCAUCCUGGACUUCAACACCAUGUCCGAGAUCAUGGAGAGCGGCUUCACUCGCAUCCCCGUCUACGAGGAGGAGCGCUCCAACAUCAUGGACAUCCUCUACGUCAAGGACCUGGCCUUUGUCGACCCCGACGACUGCACCCCCCUCAAAACCAUCACCAAGUUCUACAACCACCCUGUCCACGUCGUCUUCCACGACACCAAGCUGGAUGCCAUGCUGGAGGAGUUCAAAAAGGGCAAGUCCCACCUGGCCAUCGUGCAGAAGGUGAACAACGAGGGCGAGGGAGAUCCCUUCUACGAGGUGCUGGGGCUGGUGACCCUGGAGGAUGUCAUCGAGGAGAUCAUCAAGUCAGAGAUCCUGGAUGAGUCAGACACAUACACUGACAACCACAACAGGAAGAAGGUUGGCAACCAGAAGAGCAAGAGAGACUUCUCAGCCUUCAAGGACCCAAUCAAUGAGCUGAAGGUGAAGGUCUCCCCACAGCUGCUGCUGGCUGCCCACCGCUUCCUCUCCACAGAGGUGUCUCCCUUCACUCCCAACUUCAUCUCAGAGAAGAUCCUGCUGAGGCUGCUCAAGUACUCCGACGUCAUCCAGGAGCUGAAGUUCGAUGAUCAGAACAAGAGGUCCCCGCGGCACUUCCUCUACUGCAAGAACAAAGCUGCUGACUACUUCAUCCUCAUCCUGCAGGGCAAGGUGGAGGUGGAGGCUGGCAAGGAGUGCAUGAAGUUUGAAGCUGGAGCCUUCUCCUACUACGGGGUGAUGGCUCUUGGGCCCUGCCCUGCCACUGAGCCGCGCUCCCCGUCGCACGUCGGCAGCCUGAACCGCUCCGCCUCGCUCGGCCACCAGGAGCGCUCCGAGUCGGUGUCGUCCGCGGUCAGCGGCAGCAGCAAUCAGCUCAGCGCCGCCGCCGGCCACCAGUACGUGGCCGACUUCAGCGUCAGAGCCCUCACCGACCUGCAGUUCGUCAAGAUCACACGGCAGGAGUACCAGAACGGGCUGACGGCCUCCCGCAUGGACAGUUGCCCGCAGUCCCCCGACAGCAACACCCCCAGGGCGGAGCCGGCGGGGGCGGGGGAGAAAGCGGAGCCCUGCGCGGCUCCCGACGAGACCACAAGCCUGCUGAGCUCCAGGAACUGCCUGGGCCGCCGCCCCCCACACAGCCCCCUGGAGAACUCCAUCUGACCACGGCCCCCCACCCCUGCCGGGGCUCUCCUGGCCGUGCCCCUGCU